Solanum verrucosum is the source of this 1031-nucleotide messenger RNA. RefSeq names its product pre-rRNA-processing protein ESF2-like. NCBI's taxonomy places the organism in Eukaryota, Viridiplantae, Streptophyta, Magnoliopsida, Solanales, Solanaceae. The record is from RefSeq and is a predicted model, not a curated record. Gene Ontology annotation, molecular function: RNA binding. Gene Ontology annotation, cellular component: nucleolus. Gene Ontology annotation, biological process: endonucleolytic cleavage in ITS1 to separate SSU-rRNA from 5.8S rRNA and LSU-rRNA from tricistronic rRNA transcript (SSU-rRNA, 5.8S rRNA, LSU-rRNA); small-subunit processome assembly; endonucleolytic cleavage to generate mature 5'-end of SSU-rRNA from (SSU-rRNA, 5.8S rRNA, LSU-rRNA).
GCUUAAUACGACACUUGUCACAGUUAACAUUCUACAUCGCCUUCGGCAGAGCUGGUCGUCUCUUUAGCUUUGACGGACAAAUUCCACUAUAGCACAAGUUUUAUCUGUUACGCACAACUGGUUUUCUCCUUUUCGUUAGAUGGGUGAGAAAGAUUUGGAAAUUGAGGAAACAAGUCCACCACGUAGAGAAGAUGAAACUAAAACACAAGUAGGAAAAGUUAAAAAGAAGAAGAAGGUGAAGGCGGAAAAGCGUGGAGUUUGUCACGUAAGUAGAGUACCGCCUCGUAUGGACCACGUGAAACUUCGCCAGGUUCUUUCUCAGUUUGGAGAAAUUCAGAGAAUAUAUCUUGUACCUGAAGCUGUUGCUGCUCAAAUGAAUCGGAAACGGGCAGGUGGAUUCCGAGGACAAGCAUUUUCAGAAGGGUGGGUUGAGUUUACAAAAAAGAGUGUUGCCAAAAGAGUCGCAAAUAUGUUGAAUGGUCAACAGAUGGGUGGAAGAAAAAGGUCAUCAUUCUAUUAUGACAUUUGGAAUGUCAAGUACUUGUCUAAAAUCAAAUGGGAUGAUGUUACUGAUGAAAUCGCACAAAGGCAUGCAGUUCGUGAGCAGAAACUAGCUUUGGAGCUUUCUGCUGCUAAGAGGGAGCGUGAUUUCUACCUUACACAAGUUGAUAAAUCUCGUGCUUUAAGUUCUAUUGAAGAACGAAUGAAGAAGAAGCAAAAGGUGCAACAGGAAUCUGGUGUAAUUUCUGAUUUCCCAAGUGAUCAGUUUGCACCAAAGGUGAUACGACAAUUUCCCCAGAAAAAACCUGUGGCAGAUCAAGCUGGGAAACUCAAGCCUAGUCUGUCUAAGGAUGUUUUGGCCGGAGUAUUUGGUGCAAUGACAAGGGCGUACGAGUGCAAACAUUUCGGAAAUUGUGCUUGCCAAUUUUUUCAACCAUAUUUGAUUUUGUUGCCUUCAAAAACAUCUCUGACUGUUAUUAGAUGUUAAAGUUAUAAGUAAACCUCAAUCAAAAUUUUUAUCUUUAUUUGCA